Messenger RNA from Lycium barbarum (goji berry), 342 nucleotides. RefSeq lists its product as uncharacterized. The record is from RefSeq and is a predicted model, not a curated record. The coding region runs from base 1 to 342 and encodes 113 amino acids. The transcript is spliced from 4 exons. NCBI's taxonomy places the organism in Eukaryota, Viridiplantae, Streptophyta, Magnoliopsida, Solanales, Solanaceae.
AUGAUCAGGCCUUUUGAGGUGUCUACACCUGUUGAUGAUCCGAUGACAGCUAGACGAGUAUACAGGAACUGUAACAACAAUGGUCCGAUUUCAGUUUCUAGAAGAGCGAGUACUGGAAUGGAAAGUUUUACUCUUGAUCAGAAACCGAGCAUGCAGAUCAUUUACAUGAUGUGCUCAGAUGAAGGAACCUGGGUUGACACUCAGAAAAUAAAGGCUGUGAAGACUUUGCCUAAGCCCAUGAUACUGAUGGAGGUUCAUAGUUUUCUGGGGUUGGCAGGAUAUUACAAAAGAUUUGUAGAGAGCUUCUCCUCUAUUUCAGCGCCAUUGGCGAAAUUGACGUAG